Molecule: messenger RNA, 7577 nt
Organism: Numida meleagris (helmeted guineafowl)
Lineage: Eukaryota; Metazoa; Chordata; Aves; Galliformes; Numididae
Gene: BMP2K
Product: BMP2 inducible kinase
Exons: 16
Coding region: 296-3655 (1119 amino acids)
Biological process (GO): protein phosphorylation
Molecular function (GO): ATP binding; protein kinase activity
Source: RefSeq, a predicted model, not a curated record
GCCGCCCGCCUGCCUGCGAGAGGCGGGUGGGAGGCGGGUUUCUGCCUGCGCGAUGCGUUGCAGCGCCCUCCGCACCCUCCCCUGAGGCGCUCCCUCCCCUCGCGGCGCGUUGCGGGGCAGUGCCUCCGCGUCUCCCCCGGCUGGGGCGCGCCGCCCCCUUCCUCCCUUCUCUCCUCCUUCUCCUCCUCCCCGCGGCGGGCAGAGGCAGCGGGGAGCGGCCGAGGAGCAGCGGCACGGCGGCGGCAUGUGAAACGGGCAGUCUCCCAUCUCCGGCCGCCUCGGGGCCCCGCUCGCCAUGAAGAAGUUCUCCCGCAUGCCCAAGGCCGAGGGGAGCGGCGGCGGCGGAGCGGGCGGCGGAGCGGGAGGAGCGGGCGGUGCGGCCGCCCUGGGCCGGGUGUUCGCCGUCGGGCGGCACCAGGUCACCGCCGAGGAGCUGCUGGCCGAGGGUGGCUUCUCAACUGUGUUUCUGGUACGUACCCAUGGUGGGAUACGUUGUGCACUCAAACGAAUGUAUGUUAAUAAUGUGCCAGAUCUCAACGUAUGCAAGAGAGAAAUUACUAUUAUGAAAGAGUUAUCUGGGCACAAGAAUAUCGUGAGCUAUUUGGAUUGUGCUGUUAACUGUAUAAGUGAUAACGUUUGGGAGGUCCUCAUUCUCAUGGAGUACUGUCGAGCUGGCCAAGUUGUGAAUCAGAUGAAUCAGCGCUUGCAGACAGGCUUUACUGAAUCAGAAGUAAUGAGAAUAUUUUGUGAUACCUGUGAAGCUGUUGCUCGGCUGCAUCAGUGCAAAACUCCUAUAGUUCACAGGGAUUUAAAGGUGGAGAAUAUAUUGCUAAAUGACAGUGGAAAUUAUGUUCUCUGUGAUUUUGGCAGUGCCACGAACAAAUUCCUUAAUCCUCAAAAAGAUGGUGUUAAUGUGGUUGAAGAAGAAAUUAAAAAGUAUACAACACUAUCGUACAGAGCUCCUGAAAUGAUCAAUCUUUAUGGAGGGAAAUCAAUUACUACCAAGGCAGAUAUCUGGGCACUUGGCUGCUUGCUGUAUAAGCUUUGUUUCUUUUCACUUCCCUUUGGAGAAAGUCAAGUUGCUAUUUGCGAUGGAAGUUUUACUAUUCCGGACAAUUCCCGAUACACUCACAGUAUACACUGUUUGAUAAGAUAUAUGCUUGAACCAGAUCAAGAACAGAGACCUGAUAUUUUUCAGGUAUCUUACUUUGCCUUUAAACUUGCCAAAAAGGAUUGUCCAGUGUCCAAUAUUAAUAAUUCUCCUGUCCCUUCAGCACUUCCUGAACCUAUGACAGCUAGUGAGGCAGCUGCUAGAAAAAGCCAAAUAAAAGCAAGAAUAACAGAUCCUACUGGACCAACAGAAACCUCAAUUGCACCACGACAAAGACCAAAGGCCAAUUCAAGUACUGCUGCUUCAAGUGUUCUGACGAUCCAGAGCUCAGCAACACCAGUCAAAGUACAAGUUCCUGGUGUAUUUGGUAAUCGUGGGCAAAAAGGAACCCCGAGACCUGGAAAUGGUCAAGAAAUCUUGUUGUCCCAAGGGACCAAUCAGCAUCAUCCACAGCAGAACAGAGUUCUCCAGCAGCUGCAGCAGGGGGACUGGAGACUGCAGCAGCUGCACCACUUACAUCACCAGCAAAAACAACCAACAGUUCAGGAGGCUUACCUUCAGCAGUGUCAACAAGCAGUGCACCAGCAGGUGAUGCAGCAGCAACUGUUGAUGCAGUCUGUGUACCAGCAGCAACCCUCCCAGUCUCAGUAUCCUACUAUGGUGCAACAAUAUCAGCAGGCUCUUAUACAGCAGCAGAUGCUUGCUCAGCAACAGCAGCGGUCGCAGCAGGUGCAAUCUCCUGAAUAUGUCACUUCUCUACAAGACUUCUCGCCAGCCUUAAUCUCCUACUCUGCAUCACUUCCAGUACAUGCUGGAACAGUGGCAGAUUCUUCCUAUGCUGCAAGCAGGUCAGGCAUUCUUGAUGCUGAGGCAAUUACCAGUUACCCAAAGCAGAGCAUCAAUAACCCACCUGAUAUGUCAGGCUGGAACCCAUUUGGAGAGGACAAUUUUUCCAAGUUGACAGAGGAGGAGCUGCUGGACAGAGAAUUUGACCUGCUAAGAUCAAACAGGCUGGUGGACAGGAGAGCAACUUCAGAUAAGAAUGUGGAGCCACAUUCUGCUCCACAGAAAAGUCCUCCCGAAGAUCCCUUUGGUUCUGUUCCUUUCAUUUCUCACUCAGAUUCCCCUGGAAAACAAGUGGAUAACUCAGCUAGCAGUCAAGGAAACAACUUAGGGACCCCAACCAAAGGUGGAAGACUGAGUCAUGCUUUUAAAGAUCCCCGGUCAGGAAGGAAGACUGCAGAGGGACAAGUGACAAAAGGUGGUGAUGAGUCAGAGAGUGAUUUUGAAUCAGAUCCUCCCUCUCCUAAGAGCAGUGAGGAGGAGGAAGAACAAGAGGAUGAGGAGGUCUUGCAAGGUGAGAAUGGAGACUUCAAUGAUGACAAUGAUACGGAACCAGAGAAUCUAGGCCACCGCCCUCUGCUCAUGGACUCUGAGGAAGAGGUGGAAGAAGAGGAGGAGGAGAAGCAAAGUUCUGACUCUGAAUCCGAUCGUACCAAACAAAAAUUUGGGCUCCCGAGCAGUAGAUUCAGAGAUGUCAUGGGCAUCGGUGAAGUUAAAGAACCCAGCUUAAUCCAUACACCUGAGGUGCCAACUACUGUUGUCAAAGUGAGCCCUGGCCAAGAAUUUGAUGUGUUUGGGGCAGUACCCUUUUUUUCUCUUCAGCCUCAGGCAAGAGGUAAGGGCGACCAGAACGUCUCUUCUCAGACUGCAUUUUCCAGCCUGAGCCAAGACCAGGAUGACUUUGAUGUUUUCACCAAAGCCCCGUUCAGCAAAAAAAUGUCUCAGCAAGAUGACCAGGUGGUGGGAACCAAGACACAGCUCUCACCCACCUCGCCACGGAGUGUUGAUAUUUUUGGCUGCACUCCAUUUCAGCCCUCUCUUCUCCCCAAGGUGAGUGGGAGUAAAGAGGACCUGUUCGGGCUGGUUCCUUUUGAAGAGAUCACAGGGAGUCAGCAGCAGCAGAAGGUGAAGCAGCAGCGCAACCUGCAGAAACUUUCAUCCCGCCAGAGGCGCAUGAAGCAGGAGGUCCCGAAGAACAAUGGGAAGCGUCACCAUGGCACCCCAACCACCACGAAGAAGGCUUUGAAACCCAACUACCGCACUCCCGAGAGAGCCCGCAGGCACAAGAAAGCAGGCCGCAGGGACUCGCAGAGCAGCAACGAGUUCCUGACCAUCUCUGACUCCAAAGAGAACAUCAGUGUUUCGCUGACGGACAGCAAAGACCGAACCAACCCUUUGCAGACAGAUGAGAGUCUGCUGGAUCCCUUUGGAGCCAAACCCUUCCACCCACCAGAACUGAUGCGGCAUCCUCAGCAUCAGGGGUUUGGUGACAGCCGAGGGGAUCAUGGUGCAGUGGUAGUGGCUAGCAGGCCUCGGCAGAGCUCCUUGCAUGGACCGGUACAUGCUGGUGAUGGGCUGAAAACAGAUGAUUUUGGUGCAGUCCCAUUCACAGAACUGGUUGUACAGAGUGCACAGAGCCAACAGCAACAGGCACUAGAGUUGGAUCCCUUUGGAGCAGCUCCAUUUCCUUCCAAACAAUAAAUGCUUCCAGUGGGUCCCUCCUUCCACCUCUCUGAGUUGCUUAGUAGUGAGUUCAAUUAGCAGAGUAAUUUAUCUGGUUGACAGGGAGCUGGGCUGUACAGUUUAUUCAAGCUAAAGAAGGCAUGGCCGGCUUGCACGAUGGAAUGCAGAAAUUUUUAAUUUUGUGAAAAAAUUUUGUUAUGAAAGAUGGCUCCCAGAACAUGAAGAGAAAUGGGACGUGAAUUGGUGUCUGCUGACUUUUGGACCUGGAACAUGUUGUCAUCCUGCACUUUUGCAUCACCUUUUCAGCAGUUGGCAAUGUGCUGAAAUGGAGGGAAGGGGAACAUGCAGAGAUCACAUGAAAAAAGUUUUCCAAACUUACAGGUAGGCUGAAGUAACUGUGGUUCUUCUUUGUCUCAGUUGCACUAGACCUAAGAAUCUAAACAUACUAAUAUCCAGGCUUAUAUGCUGGGAAUAGUCAAGUCUUCACUUCGUAGACGAAAACUACCUUUAUUAAUCGUAAAAUAAUGAAGCCAAGUCAUCAAGGAGCUGUGGCCCAGAGUUCCAGAGCAUGUCUGUGGUUUUGCACCAGGUAGACAUCUAUGCAGCUGCAGAGCUGAAAGGCAGAUUAUUUUUUUUGUGUGCCUAAAUGUUCAAUUUUAUUUUUUACAGUAAGUGCCAUUAAUGUAAAAUAGCAAACUGGAAGUCUAGAGUUAAAACUAAAGAUGCAGAGAAUAUAACAGUUUGUGAAAUGGAAUCUGAAUGUAGAGGAGUAAACCAGCAAGGAUGCAGCCAGUGUUUGCAGCACUUUGAAGACUACUCAGCACGCUGGGGGAGAGGCUGGUUUACGUGAGAAGGACAUCUGGCAUGGAUGGAGCAUUUUAGAUGACGUGCACAGUUGACUGUGAAAUGCACCAUCAGUUUUAGCUGAUUGCAAAUUGGGGUUUGUGUCUGAAAAUGCAUUUUCUUUUCCUCUUGGAUUUCUAUCACAAAGAAAACGCGUGUUGUGUCAAAACUCAUGUUGUUUUAUAAAAUGAUAAUUUUAUGAAAUGACUGUAAUCUAACAUUUUCAACUUCUGAUGAGUCUGUUAUUGUACAUAAGUGUAUUUUUUAAGACAGUUUUGCUAAAUGCACUGAGCUUUGAUGAAACUUCUCUGGACCCGGCUUUGUUUCAGAAGCAGUAGCAGCAGGUAGCCUGUAGAUGCUGUUCGCUGCUGUAGCAGUAAGCUGCAUUUCACACCGCAAUGCCUUACCAGCAGGAUUGCUGUCCUGCCACACAGUACCUCUGAGACAUCAGGUGCACAAGACAUGGCUAAAAGCUUGGAGCUUGCAGUGCCAGUAGUGAUGGAAGGCAACGCGAACUGGCUUGUUGGAGAGAUGUGGUUACCAUGUGUCAACGGUGACACCGUGUGCUUCGUAACUCCGCUGCCUUAUGACUCGUGCCAAGCCAUGUACACUGACUGCAGAGCGAGUAUACAUCCGAAUGGUUUACUUUGCCUUGUUUCUAUGGCAAUCCUAAGGAAGUGGAAGGAGGCAGCUCCUCUGCUUGUCUUAGCUUUACAUCCUGCUUCACUGAAUGUUGAAGAGCAUUCCACCUUUAUAAAAGGAGACCGUAAGAAUUCAUGGCCGUUUCCUCCCGCCCUCAUCUCCUCCCCUCACAGGAUGUGAAGUGAAAUACUGAGGGCAGUGCUUUUUUUUUUUCUUUCAAUUUCUACUGCUGUUUAUUGAGUUGUUUUGAAAUUGGUGAGGGUAGGAGGUAGAUCCCUUGAAAUAUGUGUUGAAAAUGGCACGUUGAAAACAAAUUCCUUUUCUCCUUUGGGAGCUGGUUUUGAUAAGAUGCUGCCUCAUGUAUACAGUGAGUUUGUUUCCCCUAGUCCUGGAUUUGGAAUCUUGCUUGUAUGUAUCUGUACACUUUGAUUAUCUUCCUCUUUUUCUUUUUUUUCCUCUGACAAGGUGAAAGAGAAAUAUUACAGCUCUACUUGUUUCAGAAUGACUUUUUCAGACUUAGAAGUUAAGCUUUUAGAAGUAUGUGAGUAGAAGUGUUUCAACUCUAUUUGCACAGGAGUUUCUUAGGCUUUAUUACUACUGUUCUCACCAGUUGAUUUUUUUUUUUGUGCCAAAGGCUGUAAGAAGCGCACGCCAACUCUGUAGCAUUUUCUGAUACUCAGGUUAACUGCGAUAGUGUUUUUAUGUGCGUGCUUAUUAGCUGCCUUCCUGCAGUUUCCUUCUGAACUGUCACUUUCUUUGCCUAAAGACAGCUGUUGGAAGAGAAUAUUAUGAAAAAUGGGGCAGGUAGGUGGAAACAAAACAAGAAUAAAGCAACAAGCAACUGACCCGCAGUCUUAAAUACGGCCAGUCCUCACUGAUGCCAUGCAGUUACUGCUUUCCCUGCUGGAAGAACAGCUUGAGGGUUGGCAUGGCCAUUAGGUGCUUAGUGUGGGCCUUAAUUAAGGUAAAUUACAAGAAGAAAGAACCACGUUUGAUUUUUGUCUGAUGACCGUGAAGCUUCAGGUUGAAGAGUGCAACAGAAUUUCUUUGUGUAGUGGAUUUUUUUUUUUACUUUGACAGAGGGCUCACACAUGGUUUUAUUACAGUACAGGAAAGCUGAAGUUAGGUUGUAUACAGAAACUGAUAGGGGAGAUAAAAGCAAACCGUAAACCCAAGUUACUCUGAAACUGGCAUUGUGCCUAUAGCUGCCUCUCAGUUACAGCCAAUUGUACUUGCUUUCUUGUGGCCUUAAAAAGCCUUGAUCUUUGUACUACACUUACAAAACAACUUUUUGCAUACAUGCUGUUUUUAUGUUUCUCGAGUUAAAACGAUUUUUAUUCUCAUGUCUGAGAUGAGUAUGACUCACUACGUUGACUUUAUGUGGUCUAUUUGGUCUGCUUGGGUUUAAGCUUCAGCUAAGGUUCAACAGAGGCAAAACGUACUGCUGGGAAACGUGGUAUCUUUUUGCCUUUAUUCAGUAUGUGUGCAUCUCUACCUGUGUGCUUGUCAUUCAUGGAGUGUAUCGUGACCUUACCUGAAAUACUGGAAAGACCAUGUGCACUUAGAAUUGUACUGUGGGUCUGUGGAGACAAUGAUAACAAGGUAAGGAACUGACACUUCCCUCCCACCAGGAAAUACCACCUGCUUUUUAACAGUUCUUUCAGUGUGCUGAAUGACUGAACCAUAGACCUGUCAGAAUCAGCUGCUUUGGACAGAGUUGCUGUCAGCAGUACUAAGAAGCCCUUUAUGGUUGUGGUCACUGAAAGGGAGAUAAGAUGUUGAGUUUCUCUGCAGACUCUCAACAGCCGUGAGACGUGCGGAAUUGCUUUUGCUGACUUGGGUCACGCAGGACCCGCGAAAACCAACUUCAAGGAAAUAAUCUUUAAUCAUUCUGGUUGUCCCAGUUAAUAAAACUAAGUACUGUGAAAAUAAGUUGGUAUAUUUGCUACUGUGAGAAUAAGAGUUUAUCUGGAGUUUUUUUAUACUAUAUAGUGUAUUUUUAUAUAUGAGAAAUAUAUAUAAAAUAUACACAUGCUCGCACACAUCGCACUGUGUUUUUAGUAACAUUGCAGCCACAAUCAUUUUGAUGGAACUAGAAAGAGUGAAUAAGGGAAACCUGCAAGAGGAAAAAAAAAAUGUGCAGGGGGUGGCUGCUGAGUUACUUUUCUACAGCGCUUCUUUUCAAAGAAAAAUUGAGGAAAUGGUGUGUAUAGCUAAGUUUGUCACUAAGGCAUCACCUAAUAUUAAAGAGCGUAAAAUCUAUUUUAAAAUUGCUGGCAUUCAGCUUUUAAGUGCACUUUCCUGAACUACACUUCCAUUUCUUGUUAGACUUCAAGUUUCUAAAGCUUUUUUUUGUGUACCACUAAACAGAGAACUUUAACUUUUUUGUGAAACUGAUGUAUGUCAUAAAUACUGCAGUUGUUAAAUAAAUAAACACGGUAACAGUGACCUUGCA